This is a messenger RNA of Spirometra erinaceieuropaei, 3432 nucleotides long. The record is from the annotation of a GenBank genome assembly. NCBI's taxonomy places the organism in Eukaryota, Metazoa, Platyhelminthes, Cestoda, Diphyllobothriidea, Diphyllobothriidae.
AUGAGGAUCAGGACUACACCUGCCCCCACUGCGACCGCACCUUCACCUCACACAUCGGCCUGCUCGGUCACUUGCGAAUCCAUCGCACUGAGACUGGCGAACCAGUGUCUGGAGCACCAACCUACACCCACCGCACUCGCCAUCCACUGCCCACACUGCCCUCGCACCUUCACGCAUCGCAUGGGCCUAUUUGGCGACAUGCGCAUUCACGAGAGCGCGAUUGACCACAAUUCCGACACACCCACCACAUUUACCACACCCACCAGGCCCAUCACCACCUUCGCUCCAUCGCCACACGCGCCCAUCACCAACACCAUCACCAACAGCACCACCACCACCACUACCACCACGAAGACCGCUGCUUCCUUUACAGCUGACACCCACAACGCCGACCUCUCAUGCCCACACUGCCCACGCACGUUCACCUCACGCAUCGGCCUGCUCGGUCACUUGCGAAUCCAUCGCACAGCGGCUGGCGAACCAGUGCCUGAAGCACCAACUUACACCGAGCCAGGCGUUGGCGGCCCGCCCAGGUGCGGCUUCGGCCGUGCCAGCCUCCAAAUCUCUGUUGUGUUGGUUGAAAUCCUGGUUAUUUGUUGUGUGGACCAGAGGGUGUGGUGGAACGCCAAGGUGAGGAUCCGUCCGAGCCAUCCACCUGCGCCCUCCCUCGUCUUUGGUCUUCCUGACUCUGUCUUGACACCGGGCCCCGGAGGGGGAGGAGGCGAGAGUGUAAGUAGAUGCAGCGCAAGUCUACCCGCACCAUAAACCCUUGCGCAAGUCACCGUCCCUGCUCCCACCGUUGCAGCUGCAGCUGUGGGGCAUACGGUGGACAUCAUCGAAACCGAUGGUCGAACUGUGGUGUGUGUGUGUGUGUGUGUGUGUGUGUGUGUGUGUGUGUGUGUGUGUGUGUGUGUGUGUGUGUGUGUGUGUGUUAGGUGCCCUCCAAACGGGCCACGUGUUAGAUGCGCUGGACCAACACGGGGGCCACAUCGGACUCUCGCGGGCGUUAUCUUUGCGUAAUAACAAAUGCCAACAUUUGCGUGGUGCGCUGGCGGACCCUGUUGUCGGCAUUCGUCGCACAACUGGACCACUGCCUGCACCCCAUUGUUUUGUGGUCAAAAUCCUGGUCUUGGUGUGUGGACCAGGGGUGCGGAGUGGAGCGCCAAGGCGAAGACCCGUCCGAGCCAUCCACCUGCGGCCUCCCUCGUCUCCGGUCUUCUUGACUCUGUCUUGACACCGGGCCCAGGCGGGGGAGGAGGAGAGAGUGUAGGUAGAUGCUAUGCAAGUCUACUGGCACUAUAAACCCCUGCGUAAGUCACCGUCCAUGCUCCCACAAUGCAGUCUGUGGGGCACACGGUGGUCAUCGUCGAAAUCGACGGACGAACUGUCGUGUGUGUUAGGGGGGUAUCGACCCAGAGACAGGAGGAUUGCGCACUAUCAACUCGGUCUUCACGCCGUCUAACUGCGACUGUUGCUCCGAAUCAAGCCUGCUCUUCGUAUAAGCUCUGUGUAAUAGCAGGCGAUUCGAAUGUUUAUUUUGGAUUGAGGACUUCCUGCCGCUCCAUGUUACUUGCAGUGUGCUGUAAAGCCCCUUGUCCAUCAAAAUUACUUAAAGGCAAAUGAAAGAAAUAUUCCUCUAGGCAUGGGCUAGCGGUUUGAUCCUGGGAAGGUUUAACGUCAGUGGGGUAAGUGCGAGAGCAAGAAUCCGCGAUUUGAGGCAGAGAUUCAAGCCUCAGUUUCCAAAUCCGCGUGAUUGGAAGGACGUUCACUAAGACUGCUAUAAAUUCCUUGGCUGCACGUCGACAAGGUGCCGCGUGCAAGUGCGGUUUACCGGGACCCCAAAUUUAAUCGGAAGGUGUACAGUGAGUUUUGUAGGAAAGCCAGACGUGUGAACACCCCUCCAUGUGUGCGGAAAUGUAGACACCAAACUGAUUGUUUUAAUAUACUGCUGAGGUUUACGCUCGUAUCGAUUACGAUUUUCUCAAGUGCCAAAUUUCCCAAGGAGUCACCGCAAAUAUCCGAGGUAGCUAGGCAGUGUGAAAGGAGUUGUACCUGACCGUAAAUUUACGAUAAUGUCAGAUGUGUGUGUGGGAUUUGAUAGCAGUAAAUUCAUACUUGAACGGAUGCUUUUCCUGGAGAUAAGGAGAUCGAGUGGGAGGAGGAGGAGGAGAGGGAGGGGGAAGGAUAGUUGAAACCCGUGGAUUAUGAUUAACGAGGGUUCUUAGAAUACCUUUGGAAAUAGCUAUCGUGCCUACCUGUCUGUCGCCUUACUUAUCACAUCAUUUGCAUACUUUGUCCAGACAUGCCUCAAAGGAUGAUUACGUACGUGAGGUUGCAAACAGCGAGAAUCCGCGUCCGUUUUCGUCGAUGUAUGCACACGUUAUAACUGUCAACGUAGACAUCAUCCAGAUAUGCGCUUGAAUAGGUGCCAAAUGCAUUUUUAAAUAACCAUUUCCGAUAUGAGUAGAUUUACGGAACGAAACUUUUGAGAGUUCAAAUUUCAAAGGUAAAUUAUCUAUCAGAAAGCACGCGAAGAACAACGUGAUAAUAUGAGUCUCAUUGGAGUCCGCCUGCUUCUCCUGCGAAGUAAUUUCGACCACAUCGUCGGCAUCUACGCCCAAGGAGCAAAUUCUACGAAGACCGGCAAGCUCCCCAGGCGUCUGUAUGGAAGGCGGACAAGUUGACUGUCCUCUGUCGCCUUCAAAGUCCGCGUCGGCACAGACCGUGUGGCCUCGACCGGAGGGCUGGGCCGUUAUAGCCUAGAGGACUCCAACGACAAUGGCCUCCUUAUCCAACGAACCUGCGCAGAAUAUCAGCUCAUCCUGAGCAACACCUUCUUCCUCAUUCCGAUGCGAGAUAGGGCCACCUGGAUGCACCCUCGAUUGCAAAAUUGGCACCUUCUGGACUACGACCAUGUCCGGAGGCGAGACCAGCGGGACAUACUGGUGACAAAUGGGAUCCCGGGUGCCAACGGCUGGACCGACCAUCGCCUCGUCAUCUGCAAGAUGUGGAAUCGCCUACAGCCUCGUGGGAAGCCUCAAGGUAAGCGACGUCCAAGAAAAGUUGAAUAUUGCUUUGUUGUGUUUGCCUGCUCACCAUCUCCCUUUCAGCAAUGAACUAGCCCAAACUCUGGCCAACCCUCCAGUCGCCGACGCCGCCGUCUCCGCCAACGAGAACGCCUCCGUGGCGAAACGGUGGUGCCAACGACGGGACAAAGUCCAGGCGACCGUCUUGAUCGUCCUCGAUCGCGCAAGUCGGCAAAGUCAGGACUGGUUCGAUGACAUUGACGACAUCAGCAAACUGGUCGCCGAGAAGGAGAGCCUGCACAAAGCCUUCGUCGACCGCGACACACCGACGAAAACAAAGCAGCCAUCUACCGCAGUCGCCGCCAUUCAUGACAGCGGCUGCGGUAGAUGUAGGAGUCCUGGAUGA